UCUUAUUGACAGACAGUGGAUGCUCAGGAGAGCUGAAAAAAGAUGUUUCCGCUGCGGGGUCAUCUUACUGUGCAGUAUAUUUUGUCUCCUUGCACUCUACUCACCAGUGUACCAGCCAUCUACACAGAGAGAAGUGAUGGUACAAGGAUGGGAGGCAAACAUCAGCAGAAAUACCCGCCAAUACGUGUUACCGGAGAAUGUGACCACCGCCAUCAACGUAAACAACUUGUGUCCCUCAGAUCUGUUCCUACUAGUUAUAGUUUGCUCUGCCCCUGCCAACUUUGAACAACGCAGUGCCAUCCGAGACACGUGGGCAUCACUUGCUGAAGAUUCUGCCAGAGUUGCCUUUCUGCUUGGCGAGUCUGAUAACUCCACCUUGCAGGCUAAGGUUGUUGAAGAAAGUGGGAUUUACGAUGAUAUCAUCCAAGAAGGGUUUGUGGAUUCGUACAACAACUUGACCAUCAAGUCAGUGAUGAUGCUGAAGUGGGUGCAGCAGCAUUGCUCAUCAGCUCGGUUCCUGAUGAAGUCAGAUGAUGACAUAUACCUCAACCUCCCAGCUCUGUCGGAGGCCCUACAACCUGUUGCCAAGAGAAAAAACAUCCUCAUCGGUUCCUUAAUUUGUAAAGCCAAGCCUAUUCAGGACUCCACCAAUAAAUGGUACACUCCUCAGUACAUCUUCAACGAGCCUUACUUCCCCAACUACUUGUCUGGCACCGGUUAUGUGAUGUCCCAAGAUGUUGUUUCAAAACUUUACAAAGCUGCUCUCAGUACCCCCAUCAUACAUUUGGAGGACGUCUAUAUCACAGGUGUCUGCUCUCGUGCAGCUGGUGUGAAGCCCCUCAACCACUACGGUUUCUUCUACCAAAGACGGAAACUGUCGGAUUCUUGCAACCCCAAGGUGUUCACCAACCACCGUAUGUCUCCUGAUGAUCUCCGUACGGCCUUCUCUCAUGUCAGCAACUGUUCCACCCCUACAUCUACCCCCUUCUUGGUCACCACUCCCACCUCCCACUACCGUGCCAAACGCCUUCCCGUCUCCACAACAUGUCACUAACCACAAACUCCACAUGCCACAGUCGGUCUUUAUGCUCAAACAUUUUCUUUUAAUGUUAUCUCGAUAUUCUCAUGUAGAAUUGUAGCGUACAGGGAAGAAAGUGAUUUACUGUUAAAUUGAAGAAAGGUUGUUUUGGGUUGUUUUAACUUACACUAUAGUUUUGUUUAGAUAUUCUAGUUUUUUUUGCAAGUGAUAUUUUUUUGUCAGCUUUGAGUUUGUGUCCUCAAAUAAGCCAUUAGAUCUGGAAAACGCAUCAAAAGUGUGACACAAAUCUUUCUAAUAAUUUGUUACUAAUUAGGUAUUCUUUAUCUAGGGUGUGUAAACCUAACAUGAUAAGGUUUCAUUUAUUUUGACUGUAAUGAGUUGUUUAAUAGGGAUCAUGGCAUAAAUAUCUCAUGAAAUAACAAAUUUACUGUAGCCUAUAAUAACAAUAAUUUUUAUAUGGUCGAAAUCGAUCACCACUUACCAUCUUUUUUGUAUAUUUACGGUCUUCUGAGUAACAGUAUAAGCGUAAAUAUAUAUGUUUUAAGUUUUAUAAGACAUCUCUUUAUUUACUUUCCGUAAAUUUAAUAGCACAUACAAUGCUGAUCAAGAAGUUAUUUAAAUA
Messenger RNA from Macrosteles quadrilineatus (aster leafhopper), 1661 nucleotides. Its product is annotated as beta-1,3-galactosyltransferase 1-like. The transcript is spliced from 6 exons. Gene Ontology annotation, cellular component: membrane. The record is from RefSeq and is a predicted model, not a curated record. The coding region runs from base 20 to 1054 and encodes 344 amino acids. NCBI's taxonomy places the organism in Eukaryota, Metazoa, Arthropoda, Insecta, Hemiptera, Cicadellidae. Gene Ontology annotation, molecular function: hexosyltransferase activity.